Cercopithifilaria johnstoni is the source of this 1185-nucleotide messenger RNA. The record is from the annotation of a GenBank genome assembly. Lineage: Eukaryota; Metazoa; Nematoda; Chromadorea; Rhabditida; Onchocercidae.
AUGGAUCUCGGUCCUAGCAGUUUUGCCUUGCAACAACAAAACAUUGAUUCUCCUGCAUUUAUCGUCAAGCGGGACCCCGAGAAAACAUUCUCCUUAGUGGAAGCGACGGCGACUGCUAAUGCUUUAGCGGAUAUAUCAGCUAUAAUAUCACAACAAUUUACCAAUCAAAGCGACAACUCUGAGGAUGGUGCAACUCGUGACCUGGAUCAUCCAUGUUGGGAUUACAUGCACAAAUCUGACGACCUUGAUUCUAUGGUUUGCCGUGUUUGCGCACAGCAAAUCAAACCGAUUGAUGUUCAAAAGGCCAUGGAACAUUUUAUAAGUUGUCAUCCUCAGAUCGCUGCUGAGUUUGAACAGUCGUGGCAGAUGAGAUUACAGUUAAAAUCGUCAGUUAAUCGACCAACUGAUGAACCAUUAUCGUCCAAAGAAGGUUCCGAAAGACGAGGCGGACAUGGAACUGAGCAUCCAUGUUGGCGCUAUUUCACCCGCAAUCGAAAAAGCGCUGAUUGCAGGAUGUGCGGUACACAUGUUGCCUAUGCAUGCUCUGGAAAUUUGAUGAGACAUCUGAGAUCAAGGCAUAUCUCUGAAUCUGUAAUCACUCAAAAAGAAUGGGAAGAGAUUCAAAAAAGGAAAAAACAACUGUGUGAACUAAGGAUGAUGGCUACGGCAAAUGUUUGUGGUUCAGAAGAGCAGCCUCAUUCAAACGCUGUUUCGUAUGCAUAUGUUGAUGAAGAACAGGAUGGAAGUAUGGCUGGAGCUGGGGCUGGAGAAGAAUAUGAUGGAGUUGCUGAAAAUGAUGAACAGAGGUAUAGAAAAGAAAGCAGUGCUUCCUCGUCUAUUGCAAGUGAUGUAAAAGUGAGCGGAGGCAACGACGCUACUGGCAGAAAUGCACAGACAUUUGCUGGUGCACAUAAUCCAUCGAUUGAAGGGAUAUCCCCGAAACACCAGCAAAAUUCGGGUCCUCUAUCGGGCGGUGGUCGUUCCCGAACUUUCAAUACUGGAAGAAAUGCAGCUUUUCAUAAGCGUAUAAAUUCUUUUGUUAGCGGACUCGCGGAGGAAUUGUCAUCAUUUCCAAUGCAAAAGUCAUUGGUUUGCAUGCGACGAAUCAGGAAAUUCAUGGAUGAACAAUUGCUCGAGUUGGAUGAAGUUACUCAAAUUUUUGAUGAUGAUGCUGGGAUAUUGUAA